AUGCCACAGACUCUUAUAUCAUAUGAGAUGACGGAUAACCGGUUAAGAUUACGGCGUCUGCUGCGAGAUAUUCGUACGCAAGCGCCGGAAAAUGCUAUACAUCAGCUCGAAUAUUUGUUGAAUAAUGACACGGGGUUAUGGCCCUUUGAAGAACUCAUCCGCUGUUACCAGACUGUUUGGAAGGCUUUGCCAGAAACCAUCCGGGAUGGUAAUGACUUAACUUGGAAUAUUACAAUAGACCGGGUUCAUCUCCGACUAAAGCACUUCGCACCGCAUAUGGAAGAUCUCUUACACUCCGACACUUCCCAGACUGCAUUAAUCGACACAGAUCAUAAUAAAGAGAUAUCCCAUGCUAUGGUUCAGGAAUUUGUGAAGAAUUUUGACCUGGGCUUGGAUUGCUCAACUAUGAGAAAACCUCGGGUGAUGGUUGUUUUGCCCAAUGGCCCUUCUUUAGCUCUUGCGGUCCUUGCGGUAGCAAACCGGUAUACCUUGGUACCAAUGGCAAGAUCAGUGACCACCGAACAACUGAAAUCGGACAUCCAAGCUGUCAGUGCCGAUGCUGUUUUGAUGCUUGAAGCGGAUGUCCAUAGGUUCCAGCUUGACUCAGAGAUUGUUACCUUUGUAGUUCACCCCCAGGACAACUUAACCUUCAAAGUUUCCCGUUGGAACCAUACCAAUUCUCCAAGCCAUGUGCGCACAAGUCCCAAUGGCCCAGAUGAUCUCGCCAUUAUUUUAUUUACCAGUGGCACAAGCGGUACCAAGAAACUAGUGCCAAUCAGUACAUUCAAUCUUAUGGUGAGCAUCAUAUUCACUAUGGACAGCCUGGGGCUGGAUUCUUCUUCUUCUUGUCUUAACAUGAUGCCGUUACACCACAUCGGCGGGAUGGUACGCAGCUUGUGGGCUCCAGUAUUUGCUAGAGGAAUCACGAUAUGCUGUCCCAGAUUUGACCCGAGUUUCUUCUGGGAUGCUGUAGAGCAAUGGCGCCCGACCUGGUACUACGCAACACCAACCAUGCACCAUAUGAUUUUGGCCGAGGCAGAGAAUUGUAAGGAUGCUGUCCGGGAAAGCUCCAUCAAGUUCAUCUGUAAUGCUGGGGGUGGCCUCCUUCCUACGCUCGCGGAACAACUUCAUUCCACAUUUAGGUGCGUUGUUUUACCUAGUUAUGGGAUGACGGAAUGCGCUCCCAUUGCAGCGCCGCCGUUGGACUAUAACCUCAAACGAGUUGGGACCUCCGGUCUCCCAGCUGGGCCCGACCUGGCGAUUCUGGACAUUGCGCAGCCCAUGAAACGCGUUCCUACCGGGGCAACGGGACGGAUCUGUGUGAGAGGUCUUCCUGUAUUUACUGGAUACCUAACUUCUCAGGGUGUCGACAGAAGCGCGUUUGAUGCAGCUGGCUGGUUCGACACAGGUGACCUUGGCCGCAUAGAUGAGGCAGGAUAUCUCUACAUCACUGGACGAAGCAAAGAAGUUAUUAACCGUGGCGGAGAAAUAAUUUCUCCUCUAGAGGUAGAAGAUGCUAUCAUGUCGGCAGCAAAGGAUUCGAAUUCAGCUAUUUUCGGCCGCGUUACAGAAACAAUGGCCUUUUCCACACCCCACGAUGUGUUGCAAGAAGUUGUAGGUGCUGUUAUUGUAACACCUGCGGAUUGCAAAAGACCGGAUCUCCGACAAAUACAUGAAACAUUGAAAGAUCGCCUUGAUCAACCUAAAUGGCCUACUGUCCUGGUUUACAUGGAUAAUAUCCCAAAAUCUAAUAACAAACUGCGCCGUAUACAACUAAGCCGCCGAUUGGGACUGGAGACACUUACAAACAAUACCUUACCAUCCGAAUGCCACUACGAAGCAAAGUGCCCUCCACCAGACACUCCCCUGAAUGUCUCAAUUGAUCAAACAAGAUGCACUAUAGACCCCAGAAUUCUUAAAGCUCAUAUCACAGAAAUCUCUGGAAUAUCAAGCAUUCUGAUACGGACCAACUCGAUCGAUGGUUACCUUCAGGCUAUUCUCUUCAAUUGUGCACUAGAUGAAGUACUUGUGGACAAUAUCUCUACCUGCCUCCGCACUCUCGUUAAUGGAUACUUAAUUCCAAGCAGUAUAAAGGUCGUUAAUGGGGCUCCACCAGUUGACUCUCGCGGAUCCAUUGACACAACUGCCGUGGAAGCUGCAAUUAAUACCCGGGACCAGUUUACCACCUCACCUACUGAACAGCGCGUCUGUAGCCUCUUUGCUAGCGCGCUUAGACUAGCGCCGGAAGAUGUGACCUCUUCCACGGACUUCUUCUUAGCCGGUGGAGAUAGUUUGACCGCUGGGCGGCUCGUCUCCCAGAUCCGUCAAGAGUUCCACAUUCGGCUUGCAAGUGACGUGCUUUUUCGACAAAGUACUGUCGCUAAAGUCAGUACUGUUGUCCAAGCGGCCAUGGAUCUGCCGAAAACCGAAUAUCUCAAACCAGAAGAUCUCCCAGGUUUGGAUGAGACUUACAGCUCCACGAAUCUAGCCAUUCUUCUACUCAACCUAAUACCCUUGGCUGUGUUUUCUCCAAUCUUACAGACGCUGCGUUGGUCUUUAUUUGUAUACAUUCUAAUUCAAACCUUCCGUUGGCAAAUACGGAACUCUGUGGUUGGGAGGCUUUCCCUCAUCCUUGUGGCUGGGCUGGCGUCUCGGUACGUGAUGCAAGUUUUCUCCCCCAUUCUUGGGAUUGCUUUCAAAUGGCUACUCAUCGGUCGGUAUCGCGCUGGAAUGUAUCCCAUGUGGGGGCCAUAUCAUACUCGGUGGUGGUUGACCCAGAAAGCACUCCAAGUGUGUGGAAAGGGAGUUUUCGGCCACUUUGGCUUCACUCGAAUCCUAUACUACCGUGCUCUCGGGGCUCGCAUCGGCCGCAAUGUUCGCAUUGAUACACACGCUUCUCUGGGAGAAUAUGACCUCAUUGAUAUUGGUGAUGAUGUUGUCCUCGAAGAUUGCUCAUGUCGUCCCUUUAGUGCAGAGAGAAAUACGACUAUGCUCCUCCAACCAAUUCGCAUUGGGGCGAACUGUACAGUUGGUCUCAAGACUGUCAUUGCCUCCGGCACUGAUCUUCCUCCGGGAACCUGUUUAGGGCCAAACUCCUCUAGCUGGGAAACGGAGGACGCGGCAGAGUCUAAUCGCGCCUUAGCCCCUGCACAAAUCCCACAGCCGCAUUGGAUCUGGUAUAUCCUGGUGGUGGGGCCUCUAUCGCUGCUAGUAGGAUUAGUCUCACGGUUGCCAGCAAUACUAGGCUUUCUCCCCGUGGUUAUGAGAUAUCGACACGCGGAACGUGAUAUGCUGCGCCAACAAAUACUUUGGUUCGUGAGCCCGUCACGGAUCGGGUAUUAUGUUUUGGUGAUUCUUUAUGGUGCUAUUCUGGGCCCGUUUGCCUGGUUUUUUGCCGUGUACGUCGUUAAACUCGGGUUAGAUCUAUCUUGCGGACCAUACAGUCAAUAUACUCAGAGCCAGAUGGUCCGAAGAGCCGUGUUGGAUUGCAUUCUCCCACAGGGGGAUAUCUCACAGUUGACUCGUAUAAUAGGAACUCACUAUGAGCUUGUCUCGAUCGCGGUGAGGAUGCUUGGCGCGCGUGUCGGCAAACGCGUUUACUGGCCAGGCACUGGAAUUGCGGUCCAGGAAUACGAUCUCUUGGAGAUUGGAAAUGACGUCGUAUUCGGGUCCCGAUCCACGUUUAUAACAUGUGAUGGGACUGGAAUGGGGCGUAUCAGUAUCGGUGAUGGAGCGUUUGUCGGAGACCAUGUGGUAGCGCUUCCAGGAGUCACAAUUGGGAAGCGUACAACAGUGGGAUCUGGAGCGCUGCUGCGUCGCAAUGGUUUAUACCCAGACAAUACAACCUGGACGGGAAGUAAGCACGGUGAUGCAAUACAGUUUCCCCAGAAUAAUUCUCCUCGAAAUCACGGUCAAGAGAGUUUGGAGAAGCCUAGUCUGAACCAUGACGGCGAUGACACGAUAUCACCGUUUGGCCGAGCAUUCUAUGAGGGACAGGCAAACUACUAUGUGCUAGGGAUCGUACCAAUUGUAGCAUAUUCAGUCCUUGCUACUGCCUUUGGUGCUGUGUACUCCGCGUCUGGUAUCCUAACCGGCUUACUAGUUGUUUCUCGGUUACUGCAUAUGGAUCGCACGACGUCUGGCCCACACUGGUGGUGGCCUUUCCUGUUCUAUGCUGCAUUCACUGCAGUUGUAGGAGUUGUCACUCUGAUACAAGCUGCCGCAGCCUUGGGAAUUAAAAUAGCAGCCAAGUGGACAAUUCUCGGGCGACGUCGGGAGGGAUACUACCCAUGGGACCGCAGCAGCUACUGCCAGCGCUGGCAAAUCUUACUGACUAUUGAGAGGAUUUUUACUGGUUCUGGACGGAUGAAUGCGAUGCCAUUGCUGACUGGGACGGCAUAUAUGGUGCAGUACUAUCGAGCAUUGGGUGCCACCAUCGGUGCAGAUUGUGCCUUGGCGGCCAGCGGCGAGGAUGUAUUGUUAACAGAGCCCGACCUUGUGACUCUAGGGAACAGAGUGGCUAUUGAUAAUGCCAGCUUGGUUGGCCAUCUAAACACACGAGGGGAGUUUGAACUGCACACACUACGUGUGGGAAAUCGCAGUGUUUUACGGACCAAGUCAAGGCUUCUGUCAGGAGCAUCAAUAGGUAAUGAUGCGUGCUUGCUAGAGCACACGUUAGUUCUGUCAGGAGACCAUAUCGACGAUGGAUGUACGGUUCAGGGCUGGCCCGCUGAGCCAUUUAUCGCAUCGCGAGUUGGACAUUCUUUGCAUGCUCCAUAA
This is a messenger RNA of Microsporum canis CBS 113480, 4779 nucleotides long. RefSeq names its product acyl-CoA synthetase. Gene Ontology annotation, molecular function: medium-chain fatty acid-CoA ligase activity; phosphopantetheine binding. The transcript is spliced from 4 exons. The record is from RefSeq and is a predicted model, not a curated record. Lineage: Eukaryota; Fungi; Ascomycota; Eurotiomycetes; Onygenales; Arthrodermataceae. Gene Ontology annotation, biological process: fatty acid metabolic process. The coding region runs from base 1 to 4779 and encodes 1592 amino acids.